AUGGGAUUAGGGCUUCCUAUUAGAAUUGAAAGGAGAACUAGAGGCGAAGCCGUGAGGGAAAUAGACGAAGCUGUGAGGGAAGGAGACGAAGCUGUGAGUGUAGGAGACGAAGUCGGAAGGAGACGAGGCAGGGAAAGAAACGAAGCUGAAGUUGUGAGUGCAGGAAACGUUCAGGCAUCGGUUAGGUCGGAAGAGCAUGUACGCGGUGUUGUGGCCUUGACUUUGACGUGCACAAACUCACUGCUUGUUACUUGCAUAUUUCAGCCAGAACAAUUGACCAAGAUUUUUGAGCUCUGUGGAACUCCUGAUGAGGUGAACUGGCCCGGUGUUUCUAAGAUGCCUUGGUAUAACAACUUCAAGCCAGCCAAACCAAUGAAGAGACGCGUCAGGGAGCUUUUCAAGCAUUUUGACCGCCAUGCAUUGGAGUUAUUGGAGAGGAUGUUGAUGCUCGAUCCGUCGCAGAGAAUAUCAGCAAAAGAUGCGCUUGAUGCAGAGUAUUUCUGGGCUGAUCCCUUACCAUGUGAUCCAAAAAGCCUUCCAAAGUACGAGUCUUCCCACGAGUUCCAGACAAAGAAGAAGCGCCAACAACAACGCCAGCAUGAAGAGAUGGCAAAGAGGCAGAAGCUCCAGCACCCUCAGCCUCACGCCCGUCUUCCUCCCAUCCAACAGACCGGGCAACCUCAUCCCCAAAUGUGGCCCGGCCCUGGCCAACCCAUCCAUAAUGCACAACCUCAGAUGGCCGCUGGUCCGAGCCACCACUACGGGAAGCCCCGUGGCCCUUCCGGAGGUCCUAAUAGGUACCCGCAGGGAGGUAAUCCCGGCGGUGGGUACAAUCCCAACCAUCCGAAUCGAGGUGGCCAGGGUGGGGGUUACAGCGGUGGUCCCUAUCCUCAACAAGGCCGCGGCCCUCCUUAUGCUGGUGGAAAUAUGCCGGGUGCUGGUGGACCGCGGGGCGGUGGCGGCGGCGCCGGUUAUGGUGCGGCAGCGGGGAAUUAUCCGCAAGGCGGUCCUUAUGGUGCUUCUGGCGCCAACCGCGGUCCAAAUAUGGGCGCAAAUCGGAAUCAGUACAAUUGGCAGUAGUUACAUUAGUUGCAGAGUGCACUUUGUGGACUUUUUCCUUCGAUUGCUUAUGUAGACUUGCUACAAGUGCUAGUUUUAUUACAAUUGUAUAAUUUGGGUAAUAUGAUGAGUUUCGAGAAUUUCAUUAUAUUACCCUGUGAUAGUUAUAAUAGAUUACACUUCUUUGCUUUCUAUGCUGUAUAGGUUGUAAUGUAUUUUCAGUACAGAGCAUGAUCCGUCUGUUACCUCUUUAGCUUGCGUUUUGUAGAGUUUUUUACUUUUUUGUUCCAA
Dendrobium catenatum is the source of this 1350-nucleotide messenger RNA. RefSeq names its product cyclin-dependent kinase C-2-like. The transcript is spliced from 6 exons. The coding region runs from base 1 to 1080 and encodes 359 amino acids. Lineage: Eukaryota; Viridiplantae; Streptophyta; Magnoliopsida; Asparagales; Orchidaceae. The record is from RefSeq and is a predicted model, not a curated record.